UGCCCAUUUGUCUGUCUAUUCUUUCAACUCAAUGAUGAGUGAUUUGCAGUUGAUGGAAUUGGAGGAUGAGCUCAAGAGUGUAGAUACAUUUCUUGAACAUCUCAAGACAGAAGAGACAGAGAAGAACAGACAGAAAACUAAGACCACAUCACCAAAGCCUGUUCAUUGGAAUAAGAGGGACCACAAUGGGGACAUUGUUCACCAGCGCCCACGAGCCCUUAGAAAGCAGUCAACAUCACAAAGACCAGACGAAGGAAGACAUGUUUCUUCUUCACCGCCAUUAGACCAUGGCCAACACCUAGACCAUGAUUUGAAUAUGCGGCAGCUUGAGGACCUUCUACAGGACUCAGAGAACAUGGAAUCGCAAGAUUUUGUUCAGCAGCCAUCAUUGUCCAGUUGGAGUCAAAGGCAGAAAGAGGUCCAACAAUGUUGGCAACAGGCGAGGCCACAGAACCUUGACAAUUUACUUUCUGCUGAGAACAUCGUACAGAUGACAUGCAAUCACUGUCACGUGAAAGAAGCUGUCAUCCGUUGUGGGGAAUGUAUGCCCUCAGAGUGGUUUUGUGCUGAGUGUGAUGGCUCGGUACAUAAACACCACACUCUACACAACAGGCAAACCAUCAUGGAUGGAUUUUUCAAAUACAUCCCACCAACAGAGGCUGUGACACUCUGUGACACUGGAAAAUACAGCAUUUGUGAACAAGAUUGUUUUCUGCCAACAGCUCUACCUCAAAGGAUAUGCUCCUGUGACACCGCUGAUGCAGCAGUCUCUGUUGGUAGAUCCAUCAUACUGGUUUGCAUAAAUGGUCGUUAUGAUCUUCACGUUCCGGUGCUAACAUGCAAACAUUGCAACCAGAAAUGGGCUCCAGAAGUCAGUGACUUUGUAAAGAGUGGUUACUGGCCUGCUACCAUGCAGGCACAGACACUGUUCCACCAAGAUCUCUUCCAUUCCUUUGAGGCUAUGAAGACAGCAGCUCCAGGAAUGUCCAGACAAGCCUUUACAGCAAUGUUGGACCAGAGAACAAAGCAAUAUGGAAGAACUGGCAAAGUGAAUGCAGAUGCAUUUCAGAGAAGUUUUCUGCAAUUUGUGUACUGCAACUAUGAAGAGAACCAACUUCUUGGAAAGGAGCCAUUGGUCUGUCCAGCCUGUAGCCCUGAAAUGGUGGCUGUUUCUGUGGAUGGCAACAGAAAGUUGUACAGGUUCCAGAAAACAAACCAGAGUGAAGAGCCAGGGUUCUUCGAUGGAGUGUUUUUAGCCCGAGACUCUGAGGUGUCCAGUUUUGUUGAGGAGGUCCGGGGAACUGUCAAGAGUACCGCAGGAAAAGCGAUGUGUGGUGACACCCAAUGGAAUGCAGCAAGAGAGACUUCAAAGCGGGCCAACAAGUUGGAUGAAGAAGGUGUGGAAAUUGCUGUGUGUAGACAUGGAUUUCUUCUCAAAGGUCUGAAUAUGUAUAGAGGAGAAAUCUUUGCAUAUCCAAUGUUUCUCCAAAAAGAGUUCCAGAGUGCUACAUUUUUGGCCAUGGAUGUGACCUGCCGAUAUGUGCCAUACUUGACAAAAGUGUCAGAGGCCCUGACGCAUCUUCAACCCCUUCAGGAAAUGAGGCAUUGCUUGUCUGUGAUGCAUGCCAAAGCCCACAAUACAAAAUGCGAGAUUCUGUGGACUGCAAGGAACCAGGAGGGCGCCGGCACCACUCUCGGUGAAGAAGUAGAGCAAGUGAAUAGUUUUCUCUCCAGAUGUGCCCUUACCACCAUAUGGCCAAGUCAGUAAGAACUGACAUGCUGACUGUCCAUGCUAUGGGGUGGAAUGAACGGAAAGAGAAUGGCCUCCAUAUAGCCUUGUCUUCUAGAUUCAA
Hypomesus transpacificus is the source of this 1853-nucleotide messenger RNA. RefSeq lists its product as uncharacterized. NCBI's taxonomy places the organism in Eukaryota, Metazoa, Chordata, Actinopteri, Osmeriformes, Osmeridae. The transcript is spliced from 11 exons. The record is from RefSeq and is a predicted model, not a curated record. The coding region runs from base 32 to 1768 and encodes 578 amino acids.